AUGCGGCUCCGCACGGGGAAACGUCGCGGCACUCUGCGGGGGUUCCUGCUGCUGGUUGCCGCGCUCGUGCUCCUCCUCGCAUGCGCCGCGGAGGUCUCCGCCUUCUCCGUCUUCAAGGCCAUCGCCUCCUCCUACCAGCAGGGGGACACCAUCCCGGUCAUGGUGAGCCCGCUGACCUCCGGGCUGCGGGUGAUGCCGAUGCAGUGGAGGUCGCUGGCGCAGUGCCCGCGGAAGGAGCGGCAGCGGCGGCGGCGGCGCAACAUUGGCCAGCUGCUCUUCGGCGACCAGCUGGAGGAGUCCGCCUACGACGUGACGGUGCUGGAGAAUGAAACUUGUGUGCCGCUGUGUAGUGUGACGCUGACUGCGAAGGAGAAGAAGUACUUGGGCAAGCUUAUUGAGGGCCGCUACCGCGCCAACAUGUACGUGGACGACAUGCCGGGCGUAGAGGACAUUAGAAUUUUAAAGGGGCGGCGUCAUGUGACGACGGGGUACUACUUGGGCUCUAGAAACAGCCCUGCGGCCCACGGGGAUGUGGUGGUGAACAACCACCUCAUCUUUACCAUCUCCUACCACCCCGUCGACUCCCCGUUUAAUUUGGAGAACAGGUCGUAUAGAAUUGUGCAGUUCCAAGUCACAGCCAUGAGUGUUUACUACGGCAGUGCCAUCUGCGACCACAACGACCUGGUGACUGGCAGGCCCCAGCCUCUCAUGGAGGGCAAAAUACCGUACUCCUACAGUGUGCGCUGGGUGGAGUCGCCCCUGACGUGGUCGACGCGCUGGGACGUGUUCAUGCAGAUGACGACCCGGGAGUCCAAGAUCCACUGGUUCAGCAUCGUGAACUUUUUUGUCAUCACUCUGUUGCAGACCGUGGCUCUCUGGUACGUGCUGAUCCGAGCGCUGCGCCGAGACUUCUUGUACUACAACGAGGCGGAGGCGGAGGCCGAGGAAACCGACGAGUCUGGGUGGAAGCUUGUCCACGGUGACGUCUUUCGCCGACCACGCGGUGUGGGGCUUCUUUCCAUCUGUGUUGGGACAGGGACCCAGCUGGCAAUGAUGUUGGGCUUCACACUUUGCGUGGCCUGCAUGGGGUUCGUUUCGCCGCAGAGCCGUGGGACGCUGGCGACCACGCUGCUCUUCCUCUUUGUGCUCUGCAGCUUUUUCAACGGGCUGGUCACGGCGAUGCUCAUCAAGUACCUGCGGAUGCGAUCGUGGAAGCUGAUCUUCGCCGCCAGCGUCUUCUAUCCGGCGCAGAUGUUUUUCGGCUACUUUGUACUCAAUUUUAUUCACAUUGGCAGCCACGCCGCCAGCUCCGCCUCGCUGUCUUCACUCGUCAUUCUUCUGCUCCUCUGGCAGGGCGUCUCCACGCCGCUGUUGCUGGUUGGCGCAGUGCUGGGCUUCAGCCUGAACCUCACAACCCCGGUGAAGGUGAACAGCAUCCCCCGCACCAUCCCGCCGGCGCCGUGGUACUAUGACUCGGCGCUCACAAUACUUCUCCCCGGCCUCGUGCCCUUCGCCGCGUCGCAAGUGGAGAUCACGUACAUCUUCGGAAGCGUCUGGCACGGGACGGUCUACUACAUGUUUGGCUUUCUUCUGGCGGUGUACGCGCUGUCGAUGGUCAUCGCCGCGCAAACGGCCGUGUUCUCCACGUACAUUCAACUGAACCGACUGAACUACCACUGGUGGUGGCGCUCCUUUCUGACCUCCGCGUCCUACGGCGUCUGGAUUUUUAUCUACAGCGUCUUCUACUACUUCUACCACUCCACCCUGAGGGGACUCCUGAGUGCAGUGCUCUUUUUCGGCUACAUGGGGAUGGUGGCGUACACGCUCUGCCUGCUGAGCGGCGCCGUGGGCUUCCUCGCCUCCUUUUUCUUCGUGCGAAUCAUCUACAGCAACGUCAAGGUGGACUAG
Messenger RNA from Trypanosoma conorhini, 1908 nucleotides. Its product is annotated as putative endosomal integral membrane protein. The transcript has a single exon. The record is from RefSeq and is a predicted model, not a curated record. NCBI's taxonomy places the organism in Eukaryota, Euglenozoa, Kinetoplastea, Trypanosomatida, Trypanosomatidae. Gene Ontology annotation, cellular component: membrane. Gene Ontology annotation, biological process: protein localization to membrane. The coding region runs from base 1 to 1908 and encodes 635 amino acids.